This is a messenger RNA of Drosophila willistoni, 1476 nucleotides long. RefSeq names its product zinc finger protein 177-like. Gene Ontology annotation, cellular component: nucleus. Gene Ontology annotation, molecular function: RNA polymerase II cis-regulatory region sequence-specific DNA binding; zinc ion binding; DNA-binding transcription factor activity. The record is from RefSeq and is a predicted model, not a curated record. Gene Ontology annotation, biological process: regulation of transcription by RNA polymerase II. The transcript is spliced from 4 exons. Bases 112 to 1419 code for a protein of 435 amino acids. NCBI's taxonomy places the organism in Eukaryota, Metazoa, Arthropoda, Insecta, Diptera, Drosophilidae.
ACACUAUGCCAUUCGCCACGAAACGCCACAUCAACAUUAAAAAAUAAAUUUUGCUGUCUAUUUGCAGACGUUUAAUUAAUGACAGUAAAAUAAAAAAAGUUAUUAACUAAAAUGCUUGUACAAUGCAGACUGUGUGCUCAUCACAUAGAUGAACAAUCUGCCAAGGACAUAUUCGACCAGCAGAACGCAGAACUGGUGCUUAAUGUGAAAGUGCUGACGGGCAUCCUUUUAGUGCAAAGUAUAGACCUGCCGCGAAGCAUUUGCUCGCGGUGCAUCUUGGACUUGAAUCAUUCGAUCGCCUUCCGCGAGUGCUGCAUCAAAACGAAUCAUCAGCUGCUUAAGGAAAAGGGUGCAUAUAUCAGUGAAUCUAGUGAUUCGGACACAAAUCUGUCUGCGGUUAAGCGACCGGCCCCCCAAAAUGUGCGAUCACUAGUUAGGGCACGUCCGCCUGCCUCGUCGCCUAGCUUGAGAAGUGUUCUUGCUACUGCAACCGGGCCAAAGGUAUCGAGUAUUGUGCGUGCUCGUAUACCAAAUUCUAUCAUUUCCAGCAGCAGUUGUGUCAAUCGCUCAUCUAUGGAAGCUUCAGAAGCACGGCUUGAAUCAGAGACUAAAGCACAACCAAAUCUUAAUUCUGUUGCAACAGCUCUUCUAGAUUCUUCUUCAUCGGAGAGUAGCCGCUGCAGCAGCCCUGUUCGGGAUUGUGGCUCGCCAACGCACUCGCAAUCGUCAGUGGUAACGAUGUUAUCUGAUGAAGGUGAUCAAUCGCCCACGCCAUCAGUUUCAGCUGCGGAUAAGAAAUCAAUGUCGAGGCGUCCAAAAGUGGCUGCUUCCUUGGUUUGUGAUCAAUGUGGACGAUCGUUUGAUAAUUCCAGCAACCUUAAACUGCAUUUAGUGAGACAUACGGGCGUAAAAUCUUUCGAGUGUCCAGAGUGUGAUCAGAAAUUCUUUACCAAUCCUCUGCUGCAAAUGCAUAUAUCUGUGCGUCACAAGGGUCAGAAGCCCUGGAAAUGCCGCUUUUGUUCACAAGGUUUUCGGACGGGAGAUGCUCGCUGUCGUCAUGAACGCAAGGAACACUACAAUACCAAGUUUCCCUGCAAAGUUUGUGGCAAAAGUUUCAUUACAAAGUCUUGUUUAAGCAAACAUGAAUUUUUGCAUACAGGCUUGCGUCCGUAUCGCUGUGAAAUAUGCGAUAUUGGUUUCCCACGCAACACCCAAUUGAAAAUUCAUUGCAAAUCGAAAUCUCAUCUGAAAAAUUUAGAAGAUCCCAAAAAGAAAACAAUACCUCAAGUAUUAAACUCAAGUAAUGGUGAGAUGGAGUCUAAAGAAGAUGAAGAGUUUCAGGAUUUGGAUGAAAUAAUUUAUGAAGACUUUGAUUACAUUGAUGAAAUGAUAGAUGAAGAUGUAGAGGCUACAUUAUGAAGUAAAUGUAGACAAGUAAUAGAUGUAAUAUGAUAAAUAAAGUUAUUGUAAUUGUCA